Molecule: messenger RNA, 518 nt
Organism: Pangasianodon hypophthalmus (striped catfish)
Lineage: Eukaryota; Metazoa; Chordata; Actinopteri; Siluriformes; Pangasiidae
Gene: sec61g
Product: SEC61 translocon subunit gamma
Exons: 4
Coding region: 174-380 (68 amino acids)
Biological process (GO): post-translational protein targeting to membrane, translocation; protein targeting
Cellular component (GO): membrane; Ssh1 translocon complex
Molecular function (GO): transmembrane protein transporter activity
Source: RefSeq, a predicted model, not a curated record
AAUUGGAGUUUUUGGAGCGGGGAGGAGGCUCUGCGCAUGCGCACGUGUAGGCUACGUCAGCUUUCUCAGUUAGUGAGUGUGUGUAAAUCUACGUGGCUUUACCCUGAAAUCUGCAAAGUGCAGCUGUAACACCGCUUCGUUAUCCGUAUUUACACACACAGCCCGAAGCCAACAUGGAUCAGGUCAUGCAGUUUGUCGAACCCGGCCGCCAGUUCAUCAAGGACUCCAUCAGGCUCGUGAAAAGAUGCACAAAACCAGACAGAAAAGAAUUUCAGAAGAUUGCAAUGGCCACAGCGAUUGGGUUCGCCAUCAUGGGCUUUAUCGGAUUCUUCGUCAAACUCAUCCACAUCCCCAUCAACAACAUCAUCGUUGGGGGUUGAAUCAACUCCAUUUUGAACUUCUUUGGAAGCAUGGAACAGCAUUGGAUGAUGGACUGGGACUGAAUUUGUAGAUUGAAUGAUCUGUUUUGUGAUUUUUUUUUUGUUUGUUUGUUUUAAUAAAUCAGUGGAAAAAGUGAA